CAGCAGUAGUAGCAGUGUUCGCAAUAUAGCAACCUAUGUAGGUGUUUACUAUGAAUUGACGUCACAACGAGGAGUCUUUCUGGGUAUUGUCUUGCCUGCUAUUGUCGCAGCUGCUACUGCUAUGAGCGAGUGUGUUGCACAGUCGCACAGCAUUGGCUGCUGUGGUGUUGACUUGCGAGCUACUUCGAAAACUUGCUGUAUCUGUUAGGCUCGGUGUGCGUGUGUGUAUGUAUGAGAUCUCGCUCCGUUUCGUUUCAAGUGCUGUGCAGUCAGCGAUCGAAUCUUAGCGCCACCUUAUGGAUGAUUUUUUUCUGCUGGUACAGAAAUCUUGCAGGUUCCUCACCAGUUGAUGCUGUUUUUACCAAGUGAAAAGUAACGGAAGGGCCGCGAAGUGUGCGUUCUUGGUGCGGAAGCUGCGCAUUGUCCGAAGGCGUUCGUUCCCGUGGGUCUCUCCAGACUGGCGGAGUACAGUCGAGCUGAGUGUGAAACAAGUCGGGUCGCUGGUGUUGUUUGGCAUUGACAUCGGCGACCCAACUUGAACUACCGAAGAAUUCGCUCUGUUUGGAGGCCAUAACAACAGCAAGAUAGGCAAAAUCAUGGGCAUUCCAAGAAGAGAGCGCUAGCGGUUCGGUUGAUCGACCACCAUUCGACGGGGCAGGUGAAAGAAAAACUGCUAGGCGGAGGCGACCAUUAAACAGGAAUGUUCUCAGCAGAGACUAUGGACCCCGAAUUGGCCGUGAGGCAGCUACCGCCCGUCGGGGAAGGCGAUAUUAGUGAGGAUGAGCUGUGCCAAAAUCUCUACGUGAAUUCAAGUUUGGAAGCUUCCUUUAAAUCGGACCUCAUUUGCACGCCAGACUCGAUCACACGAGACUUUAGCCGUGACACACUUGACAGUCUUGCGGCAGCCGAGUCCAUAACGCAUCACGGGCACGCUUUGCCUCCGGUUGGUAUUGAGACGAUGGAUACGUUUCCCCGAAAGGACAUCCACGUCUCGUAUGAAAUGAACGGUGGAAAUUAUAAGACGGGUUUAGUUGCCGGAAUAGGUAACGGUGUUGGAGUAGGGGGCUCACCUUCCAGCUGGCUAGGUGGCCUGCUCGGAUGUUUGCGACCGAUGUGGAACGUGAUCAACUCGCGUCAGGCCGAAAAGCAGGCCGCUACUGACCCGUGGGAGAUUCCUUUCGAAGCCAUCCACGAUCUCAAAUGGCUUGGCUCGGGCGCACAGGGCGCAGUGUUUCUUGGUACGUAUCGAGAAGAAUUUGUCGCGGUGAAAAAGGUGAAUAAAAUUGGUGACACUGAUAUUCGGCACCUAAAAAAACUUAGCCAUCCAAACCUCGUACGAUUUCGUGGCGUUUGCACGAAAUCGCCAGUGUACUGUCUCGUUAUGGAAUAUUGUCCCAACGGCCAGUUGUACGAGGUUUUACAUAAUGGUCGACCUAUCGCCCCUUAUACGGUAGUAGAUUGGUCGAAACAUAUUGCAGCCGGUAUGCAAUACCUACAUACAAACAAGAUAAUACACCGCGAUCUGAAGUCGCCCAACAUACUCAUUGGGUGCAAUGAUAUUCUCAAAAUCACCGAUUUUGGAAUCAGCAAGACGCUCGGUGAGCACGCCGCGCCAAUGAGUUUCGCAGGAACAGUAGCCUGGAUGGCGCCUGAAGUGAUUCGACAGGAGCCCUGCUCAGAAAAAGUGGACAUCUGGUCAUACGGUGUCGUCCUUUGGGAGCUACUCACAUGCGAAGUCCCAUACAAGGACAUGGAUUCAUCGGCGGUUAUUUACGGCGUUGGUAAUAACCGGUUAGCUCUACCUAUACCGAAGUCCUGUCCAGAGGGCUUCAAGCUCCUUCUUGCACAGUGCUGGAAUCUCAAGUCGCAAAACCGACCAUCAUUUAAACACAUUUUGAGCCAUCUGGAGAUAGCGGCUGUUGAAAUUUUGUCAACACCGAAAGAUACCUAUUUCACAACUCAGGCCAAUUGGCGCGAAGAGAUCCGCUUGUAUAUGAGAAACCUAAGGGGAACCAAUUUACGGCCGCUCGGGAUGUCUGUAGCUGGCCAAGAAGAGGAAGCCAGUCUUCUCCUGCGCAAACGAAAUACGGAGAUGCGUCAUGCACAGGAUAUCCGACUUCACUAUGAAAGGAAGCUAGAGAGAGCUAAUAAGUUAUACCUCGAAGCCACAACACUUCUGCAGAAGGUGGAACAGCGAGAACGUGAACUAAUGGCUCGCGAAGCGGCAUUCGCGUCUGCAUUAGCACGAGCUGCGUUGGAUCCCAACGGAAUCGUUGGGGCCGCAGGGAUGUCCGGGCUUGCGACCUCAAGUUUGCUCACUCCCUCGCCAUCGGAGGCCUCCUCGUCGGAACAAGUGACCAGCCCAAAGCGCUUCGCGAAGGGGUUAAACAGCAAGAAGCGGACGUACCGUCUCUCACAUUCAUUCAGCGAUGAAAACAAUGGUAAUCACAUAUUGAUGCCGGGCGCCGGAUCAACUGGAUCGUCAGCACAACUAGGUUCGUCAGUUGGGCUCGGGGCCUCACAAGGUUCCGCCGGGGGGGCGGGUGUCUUCAAAGCGUUUGAAGGUCUACGAACAUCCCGAAGUACGACGGCGCUUAACAAGAUCGUUCACGUCAGCUCGUCAACACAAACGCAGACACCGACCUUAUGAACGACUGGCAAAAAGGAGAAUGAAUCUCGAAGGGAAAUAUAGAAUUACAUCGGCAAUUAAUUAUGAUAGUGUGCUACAUAUGACGAUAACCAUAAGCAGAUAAAGCUACUGGAAAAAUGGCGGUGACUUUUUUGCAAGCUAGAUAAUUGAGAUUGCCGAAGUGAAAAAAAAACACAUUGUAGCACGAUAAAAGCAUCAUUAGAGCAUUGAUCAUUAAAAAGAAGAAGGAGAAAAGAAAAGGAUUCGCGAAAAAGCGGCUCACCGUGAAAAAUGCAAGGAUGCUAACAAAACGAGGAGACGAUAAAAACCGAAAAAUAUUUCUCUGUAGUAAUUAUUAUUAAUAGAUGCCAGUGAAUUAUUGGCGCAAGACAAUCCAGUGGUAGAAUACUGCGCGGGUGUAAUUGAAACAUCAAAUAGGUUGCAUAAACUAGACGAGGGUCAGGAUUCAGGGUCUGUUUCAAGAUCAGGCACUAAAAAGAGGUGGAUAGAGUGAGUGAAAGGAGCAAAGUGAUGAAGAAGUAACGGUGCGAAAGCGCAUAUGAAUCGAGUACAAAUGGCGGAAUGGCAUCAUCAAUACAGUAUUCAAAUACUUAAUAGCGUUGUGGCCUGAACAAACUAGGUAAUUAAUUUAAUGUUAAAUAUAGGAUUAGUGCAAAAAUCGAAUCUUAUAGCUACAACGACCGCAUGCUAUAAUCGAUGUUUCGGAGGAAAGCUAGCAAUGAUCUUAGCUAAUUCUACUAUACAUGCUAUGAUUACGAUCACUCUAAGAUUAGCUGAUACAAUAACUGGGGGCUACUAAAGCGAUGGACGUGAUACAAAAGGUAUAUACUAUCGUUAAGCUCUUAAGCGCUAGCGACCCAACUACAAAGAUAUCCGCGAACGUGACUAUGAGAUCAUAUCUACGCCACAAGUAUUUCGAAAAUUUAUCCAAAGAGAAAUACCGACCUAGCCCUUGAGUGCGUCCAUGUUCAUCUUUGUAUUAUUAAUCUAUCGUUUAGACAAAAAUAUCCAUCCGGCAUGUGUCUUUUACGAUGGCAGUGAAAAAAGAACUGAUGUUGACGGGCAAAUAACAGCAGUCAACUUAUUCUGCCACAAAAGACUAAAAUUAUAAUCAUCUUGGCAGCAUAAAAGAAAUUAAAUCCAUCUAGAAACGGGUCAUAGGAUCAGUAUCAUGGGGCAAAAGUAAUGCAAGAAAAAGAAACACCGUUAAUGCCGAAGUAAACUGUAAGGAAACCAGCGCCAAUUGAUUAUAGUUGGUCUUUGUCGAAUCACAAAGUUAUUUGAUUAAAAGGUGAAACUGCCAUGCUUUUACGAUGGCCAUUCGCGGUUUGGAACGAAACCAUAUCGAUCGGAAAAAUUCUUGAAGACAUUAAAUAACGGAAUGGCGGCAAAUGUAACGACGUGCACUAUAAUAACAGUAAGAAGCGCGUGCCGUAAAUCAAUUUUGCAGUUGUGAACUAACAAAUAUAAUCGUCUUCCACUCUGGCAAGACAAACAUUACACUUAAGAAGCGAAACUUUUAACUUAAGCUGAAGAUGCAUAGAAAUCGCGGCCGAUAAAAUGAUUCUACUACAGAAAAGAGCGAAAAUGUCGCCUGUGUAUAUUGAUGUAUAUUUAACAAGGAAUAGAGGCAGUCUCUGCAUUACGUGAUUACAGGACAUUUUUGGCAUCCGCUCUGACAAACUUGUUGAAUUUUUUCUUUAUUAUAUUUCUCAGUAUACGCACAUACAUCAGCGUUAUAAACUCUAAAAAGCUCGCUGCGCCGUAAGUUAAGACACAGUAAUGUUGCAAACGCUAGAAAACUAGAUUAUUUUUCUCUCGAAUUUUCUCCUCGAAUCGCCCCAAUGCUUACUCAUCACUCGAUGCUUUUCCUGAAGUGUAGAUAUAGACCCCAAAAUUCAAAUGCAGAACCUGCCCACAGAGCCUUGAUUAUAUAAUAUAUAUAUAUAUAUAUAUUUGGCACAAUGUACAAUACUGUAGAUAUGACACUGUUCUAUUAUAGCAGAGCAGACGCAGCACUAAAGAUAAGCGUAGCUGUGAAUUUUAUGAAAAAAGGUAAUAUUAUUUAGUGACAACGAAAAUGGAAAAAGCUAAUGCCUUAUGAAGCCAGAUAAAUAAAAGGCAACACAUAGAUACACACGUAGUGCCGUUCCAGUUUCUCUUUAGUAGUGUUUCUACACUGCUGGGUAGACGAGACAUGACCAACUCUGUGUAUAGUUUCUGAGCUACUUUACAUAAGAUCGUAUCCCUACUGCUGUGCUGAACUGCAAUUAUACUCAUUGUAAUAAGAUGAGAUGACAAAAUGUAGAAUUAUUACAAUACCAUUCCAAAGCAACGCAACCUUAGGUGUGUCGAAGGGUUAACCUCCAUGCCAUAUGGGGUCAAGCAUACAUUCCAAUCAUUAUUAUUAAGUAGUCAAAUGCUACAUUAAUCAGAGUUUUCCUACUGUUUCUGUAUAUGGGAUGGUUAAAAUAAGUUGGACAAAUGGACAAUGAGAUAUAGGUUACGAAAUUCUAGAAGCACGGACUAAAAUGCAUGAAUUCAUUUAUUAUUUAGCUUUUUCAUACAUAAAAAUUUGCUGAAAAAUCUAUAGUAGUACUUGAUACUUGAUUGCCAGAGAGUCUUUUACUUUGGUAAAUUCUGACUCGAUGGUUACUAUGUUUUAUAAAAUUUUUCGCAAAGACAGCCCGUUUGAACUAUUUCCGUUCUUUUUAAAAUUAAAAAAAAGUGUCAUCCAAAUUUAAAUUGGUUCCUGCUAUUUCGAAACAUUCUCUGGUCAUUGUUUAUAUAAUCAAAACAUAAUUUGAUACUCAGAGUCUUUGUUCAUUCAUAAACGUUGAGCUAAUACAAUAUUAUCAAUUACAAAGACAUUGGCGCUGUAACAAAAAAAAAAUAUUUAGCAAAUCAUAUAGUUAAAAAUUGAAAAGAAUUGACAGUGUAAGAAGAUGGCUAGAGUAUACUGUAAUCUGAGUUCGUGUACAGAACUGCUUUUACCUGACAACUGUUUUAGGAAUUAAUCAACAAAUGAGGCUGACAGCUUGUAUCCAUUUAAUUUGCAUUUUGACGUUAUUUUUUCGUUAAUAUUUUUGUAGUCUUCUUCUGUCAGUUGCUCAGUCAGCUAAAUUUAUUGGGUUGCAUUACACAACCUGCGUUAUUAAAAGUAUAUAAUUCGUUCACAAGCAAAAAUGUUUUUGUACAAAAUGCAAAAGAUUGUAUGAUGAACAACAAUAAAAAAAAUAAUGCAACGCGUUCGAAAGAAUACCUUUGCUACAAGAAUAAGCGUUGUCUACAUCAACGAUAGAAAGUCCAGCCACAUCAGCAAUUCUGCUGGCAAUCAUUAAGUUAUAUUUUUGUUUAUUUUGUUACUUUAUAUAAUGUUUUGGCCGAUUUUUCGGUACAGUUGACUAUGGGGACAAACGUUAAAAACUAGCUAGAAAAUGUAUUGCAAAUAAUAAAACAUUAGUAUUGAAAAUAAGGAAAACCAAUACGCCAGUUGGCUUGAUAGAACUAUGUGAUAAAAUAAACUGACAUCAUGAAACUGAAGUCAACUCUACCAGGUGACGCCCAACAAGUCCUUUAAACAAUGUAAAUAAUUACAACCUUCAUUAGGAUAUAAA
Messenger RNA from Varroa destructor (honeybee mite), 6267 nucleotides. Its product is annotated as mitogen-activated protein kinase kinase kinase 12-like. Gene Ontology annotation, biological process: protein phosphorylation. The record is from RefSeq and is a predicted model, not a curated record. Gene Ontology annotation, cellular component: cytoplasm. Gene Ontology annotation, molecular function: protein serine/threonine kinase activity; ATP binding. Lineage: Eukaryota; Metazoa; Arthropoda; Arachnida; Mesostigmata; Varroidae.